UAUAUAUAUAUAUAAUAUAUAAAAGUGGGGACAGAUAGAAGGAGCAUAAUUGCCAGCCACUACACGCACCAUAUUUACUCCACCUGACGGAGACUGUGUCUGUGUUUAGAACAGAAAUCUGAGGGAGAGAUAGAGAUAGAGGGAGUGUGAUGGAGGAUAAACUGAUAGCUCGGCUGGAGUCUGCGGUGGCUCGGCUGGAGGCGCUAUCGACCGGGUUCACCUCGAGAGGUGCAACUGAAAUUGGUGGAGAAGCGCCGUUGGAUCCGACGAUUGUGGCUUUCGAUGAUCUGAUUGGGCAGUAUUUGGGCAGGGUCUCGAGCGCUGCUGAGAAGAUUGGGGGACAGGUCUUGGAGGUCACUAAGGUACUGCAAGAAGCUUUUAAUGUUCAGAGGGAGCUUCUCAUCAAGGCCAAACAAACUCAGAAACCUGAUCUUAAGGGGUUGGCUGAAUUUCUCCAUCCAUUGCAUGAAGUGAUCAUGAAAGCAAAUGCAUUAACCGAAGGAAGGCGAUCCGAUUUCUUCAACCACUUGAAGUCUGCUGCCGACAGUCUCUCGGCUUUGGCAUGGAUUGCAUAUUCUGGCAAAGAGUGUGGUAUGAGCAUGCCGAUUGCACAUGUGGAAGAAAGUUGGCAAAUGGCUGAAUUUUACAACAACAAGAUUCUUGUAGAGUACAAAAGCAAAGACCCAAAUCACGUUGAGUGGGCCAAAGCCAUUAAGGAACUGUAUUUACCUGGCUUGAGAGAUUAUGUUAAGAGUAACUAUCCUUUGGGCCCAGUUUGGAGUCCUACUGGAAAACCUGCUGCUGCUCCACCAAAAGCUCCUACAGCAGCAGCCCCUGCCCCUCCACCUCCUCCACCAGCUUCUCUCUUCAGUUCAGAAUCUUCACAGGCUUCAUCAUCACGCCCAAAAGAAGGCAUGGCUGCUGUUUUUCAAGAAAUUAGCUCAGGGAAGCCUGUGACUUCAGGUCUGAGAAAGGUAACUGAUGAUAUGAAGACAAAGAACCGAUCUGAUAGAACUGGUGUUGUUGGUGCUAGUGAGAAAGGUCGUACAAGCUCGCCUACUUUUUCUAAAGCUGGUCCACCAAAGUUAGAGCUUCAAAUGGGUCGUAAGUGGGUUGUUGAGAAUCAAAUUGGGAAAAAACAGUUGAUUAUUGAUGACUGUGAUGCAAAACAAUCUGUAUAUGUGUAUGGAUGCAAAGAAUCUGUCUUGCAGAUUCAAGGGAAAGUCAACAAUAUAACAGUUGACAAGUGCACUAAGAUGGGAGUUGUAUUUACGGAUGUCGUAGCUGCUUGUGAGAUUGUAAAUUGCAAUGGAGUUGAGGUGCAAUGCCAGGGUUCAGCUCCAACAAUUUCAGUUGACAAUACGGCAGGCUGCCAAUUAUAUCUAAGCAAGGAAUCUCUUGGGGCAUCUAUAACAACAGCUAAGUCAAGUGAGAUAAAUGUAUUGGUACCAGGUGCUGAGCCUGAUGCUGACUGGGGAGAGCAUGCAUUGCCACAACAGUUCAUUCAUGUGUUCAAAGACGGCCACUUCGAAACUACUCCAGUCUCUCACUCUGGAGGUUAAUUGAAACAAUCAGAAUUGCGAAUUCGGGAACCAAUGUCUUAUAUAUUUUUUUUCCUUGGAUGGACAGGCGGCUUCUAUUUCUUGUUUUCUUGAUUUAAUUGCAGUUGGUAUAGAGUUACACAGUCGUGAUCUGUUUGCUAAGCUGUUGGGUCAUCAAACCACUAAUUUCUGCUCUCGAUUCUUUUUGCGAAGUUUGUAUCUGGAAUGAGUUUCUUCUGAGGUUUCCAAACCUGCCUUUGUGCUGUAUGUAAGGUUUUGCUUUGCCAGAAUUUCUUAAUCAUUUAUGUUGUAUUUCUCUAA
Molecule: messenger RNA, 1862 nt
Organism: Carya illinoinensis
Lineage: Eukaryota; Viridiplantae; Streptophyta; Magnoliopsida; Fagales; Juglandaceae
Product: cyclase-associated protein 1-like
Exons: 10
Coding region: 150-1562 (470 amino acids)
Biological process (GO): cytoskeleton organization; regulation of adenylate cyclase activity
Cellular component (GO): cytoplasm
Molecular function (GO): actin binding; adenylate cyclase binding
Source: RefSeq, a predicted model, not a curated record